Molecule: messenger RNA, 1116 nt
Organism: Nymphalis io (European peacock)
Lineage: Eukaryota; Metazoa; Arthropoda; Insecta; Lepidoptera; Nymphalidae
Gene: Tk
Product: tachykinins
Exons: 3
Coding region: 112-885 (257 amino acids)
Source: RefSeq, a predicted model, not a curated record
GCGAUUUUCCCGCGCGUAACAUUGAGGUUACCAUUUCGAAAAGUUCGUAUCCAGUUAUGAAGAUUAUUUGAGUUCGUCUCUUUCUUUAAUUAUAAGAUUAUAACACAAGAAAUGGGUGUGAUAAAGGCUUACUUGUUGUUGAUCACCAUCCAGCUGGUGUAUGUGAUCAGCGCUCAGGAGGUGGUGCGACGCGUACCACAAGGUUUCCUCGGUAUGCGCGGCAAAAAAUACUACGAAUACGGCGAAAAUGAAUAUUACAAACGCAAGCCCCAAUACUUCAUCGGUGUUAAAGGCAAGAAAAACUACGAAAUUUCAGAAGGUGAUGUCAAACGUGUUCCAAUGGGAUUCAUUGGCAUGAGAGGCAAGAAAGAGCACCUGUACCCUGAGUUCAUGGUCUUCCCCGAGAGCUACGGGAACAUUCCGAAGCAUUCAGGAUCGUUGAUUGGCCAGAUCGAUUAUUCAACUGACGAAAAUUUCAACCUAUCCGAAUAUCCAAUUUUAAACGAAUUCAUCAAAGAGUACAUACAAAAACUCCGAUCGAACCUAAACAACGAAGUUUCCACCGAGCCCAGUGAUAUUCCAGAUGAUUCAAGCUUCUCGAAUGAGGUGGAAAAACGGACGAACAUACACAAAUUCUUCGGCGUACGUGGGAAGAAAUCCGUGCAGGAAAAAAGACCAUAUGACGUAUCGUUUCGUGGGAAAUUCAUAGGCGUUCGCGGUAAGAAGGACAUGAAAAACAGUGGAGCGCAGGAGAUUAAGUUUUUGCUUAAUAGUCCAUGGCCUAAACGAAGGGGACAAACGGGUUUCUUGGGAAUGCGUGGCAAAAAGUGGACCGAUAGCGUUUUAAAUUCUGAACCCAACGGCGACAUGGCGAUGCCGAACUGAAUAUUCGAAGACAAACGUAUUAUUUAUCUCAAAAACUAGUGAAAUAAAACAUAUCGUAAGCGCGUAUUCUCCCGUUUAAGUUAUAUAAGGCUUAUACUAGCGUUGAACAGUUUCUAGGCUUUAGAAGCUUAUACCAUACUUAUAGGUUUUUAUAAUCUUAUUAAUAUUGUUUUUUUUAUUUAAUUUUAUUCUCGGCUUAGUCAUCUAUUACAACAAAUAUUAAAGUUUUAA